This is a messenger RNA of Candida dubliniensis CD36, 1806 nucleotides long. RefSeq lists its product as uncharacterized. Gene Ontology annotation, cellular component: cytoplasm. The coding region runs from base 1 to 1806 and encodes 601 amino acids. NCBI's taxonomy places the organism in Eukaryota, Fungi, Ascomycota, Pichiomycetes, Serinales, Debaryomycetaceae. The record is from RefSeq and is a predicted model, not a curated record. The transcript has a single exon. Gene Ontology annotation, molecular function: zinc ion binding; nucleic acid binding.
AUGAAAACAUGUUACUAUGAAUUAUUAGAAGUAUCAUCAACUGCUACUGAAACCGAAUUGAAAAAAGCCUAUCGUAAGAAGGCAUUACAACUUCACCCUGAUAAAAACCCUGAUAACGUUGAAGAAGCCAAUCACAAAUUUUCAUUAGUUAGAGCUGCUUAUGAAGUUUUAAGUGAUCCACAAGAAAGAACAUGGUAUGAUAAUCAUAAACAAUCGAUUUUAAAUGAUGAAGAUGAGAUAAUUGAAGGAGAAUCAUAUUUACCUUCGAUUUCCACGGAAGAAAUUUAUCGAUUUUUCAAUCCAGGAAUGUAUACUGAAAUGAAUGAUUCAAUAUCAGGAUUUUAUCAAAUUGUCACCAGAAUUUUCGGAAGAUUAGCUCAUGAAGAAAUCCAACAUGGGAAAUAUUCCAAAGUCCCUGGAUAUGAUAAAUAUCAUGAUGAUGAUGAUAAAAACAUUAAUGUCAUUGAUCCUUCAUUAUUAAUGUAUCCACGAUUUGGAAAUAGUCAAAGUUCUUAUGUUGAUCAAGUUAGACAAUUUUAUAAUAUAUGGGGGUCAUUUCAAACUUGUAAAACAUUCAAUUGGAAAGAUGAAUAUCGAUAUUCAAUAGCUCCUGAUAGAAGAACUAGAAGAAUGAUGGAAAGAGAAAAUAAAAAAUUACGUGAUGAAGCUAGGAAAGAAUAUAAUGAAGCAAUUAAAAAAUUUGUUAAUUUUAUUAAAAAACGAGAUCCAAGAGUUAAAUCAGGUCAAGAAGAAUUGAAUAAAUUAAAUAAACGUAAACAAUUACAAGAAUAUGAAAAUCAAAUUCGUCAACAACAACAUUUAAAUAAAUUGAAAAAUAAUGGGGCUAACAAAUUUACUGAACAAGAUUGGCAAAAAUUAACUCCUGAAGAAUUACAAGAAUUUGAACAAAUGUUACAAGAAGAAUAUGAAGGAGAAGGAGAAGAAGAAGAUGAUGAUAGUACUGAUUCAGAAUUUGAACAAUAUAAAAAUGGAAAUAGCAAUGAAAAUAAUUAUGAAAUUCAUGAAUUUGAAUGUAUUGUAUGUGAUAAAAUUUUUAAAAAUGAGACACAAUUUCAAAUUCAUGAAGAUUCUAAAAAACAUAAAAAAAAUGUUCGUCAAUUACAAUGGGAAAUGAAACAAGAAGGUAUUGAAUUGGGUAUAGAUAAACAUGAUGAUAAUGAUCUAAGUGAAUUUGAAACUGCAUCAAGUGAAUUUCAUUCCGAUUAUAGUGAAGAAGAACUAGAGGAAGUGGAAGAAUACAAAGAGGAUCAAGAAGAUCAAGAUGUUGAAGUUAAACCAAGCAAGGAUAAUAUAGUAGAGGAAUCUAAGAGUAAAAUUGAUCUUGAUAAUUUAGAAGUGGAUGAUGAAAUAGAUGAAGAUUCUGUUAUUAAUACCACCACCACCGCCACAGCAACAUCAAAGAAAGGAUCUAAAGCAUCGUUAAAUAAAGUGGAAGAAGAUUUAGCCAAAUUAUUGGGACAAACAAGUCUAACAACAAACAAUAAUGACGAAUCAGAUGAUGAUGAUGAUGAUGAUGAUUGGCUGGAUAAUAAGAAAAAAUCCAAAAAGGGGAAAAAGACCAAGAAGAAAUCGCAAACUAAUUCCAAAGAAUCAACACCCAAUAAUAAUACAGAAAGUAAACCGGUAAUAAAUCCAAAUACUGAAAAAUGUUCAGUAUGUGGAACAAUUUUCCAAUCAAGAAAUCAAUUAUUUAAUCAUGUUAAAUCUGAAGGUCAUGCAGCACCUCCACCACCACCACCACCAAAGUCAAAAUCAAAAUCUAAAAAGAAAAAUAAACGUAAAUAA